GGUGAAGUGGAACUCAACUGGUCUCAUGUACCACAUCUGAUAUAUGAGACCAGACUGCCCUAGGUGAAAUGGGUCUCAACUGGUCUCAUGUUACACAUCUGAUAUAUGAGACCAGACUGUUCUAGCUAAAGUGGGACUCAACUGGUCUCAUGUACCAUAUCUGAUAUAUGAGACCAGACUGUUCUAGCUAAAGUGGGAUUCAACUGGUCUCAUGCACCACAUCUGAUAUAUGAGACCAGACUGUUCUAGGUGAAGUGGGACUCAACUGGUCUAAUGUUUCGCAUAUGAUUUAUGAGACCAGACUGUCCUAGGUGAAGAGGGUCUCAUGUACCACAUCUGAUUUAUGAGACCAGACUGUUCUAGGUGAAGUUGGACUCAACUGGUCUCAUGUUCUGCAUCUGAUAUAUGAGACCAGACUGUCCUAGGUGAAGUGGGACUCAACUGGUCUCCUGUACCACAUCUGAUAUAUGAGACCAGACUGUUCUAGGUGAAGAGGGUCUCAACGGGUCUCAUGUACCACAUCUGAUACAUGAGACCAGACUGUUCUAGAUGAAGAGGGUCUCAACUGGUCUCAUGUACCACAUCUGAUAUAUGAGACCAGACUGUUGUAGGUGAAGAGGGUCUGAACUGGUCUCAUGUACCACAUCUGAUUUAUAUGACCAGACUGUCCUAGGUGAAGUGGGACUCAACUGGUCUCAUGUACCACAUCUGAUAUAUGACACUUAUGUUCAUAGUAUGGAACUGUAGCAGUGCUCUGUAUUAGCCGCUGCCAGACCUUAUGGAAAAAUUUGAAAUUAAUAAAAUUUUCUGAAAUAGCAAAUACUGUUCUUAAAAUGAAUAAUCAUUUUCUUGAAGGUAAAACAUACUCUUAGCAAAUGAUUUCAUAGCUAUACUUUUUGUUAUAUAUUACUUGUAUAUUAUUUAUAAUUUAAUCUUGUUUUUUACAAUCCCUCAUCAUAAGGUGAGGGAGUUUUAUACAAUUUCCAUGUUUUAAUUAUCCCAGGUCACUCUGUAUACUUACAAACAGUGCGAUAAGGGGGAGGGGGGAGUAUCCAUGUACUCUGGGCACAUUUGUACCUCUAACUAUAUUAAUUUAUGUAAUUAUCAUGUAUUUAUUUCAGAUUGCUAAGUACAAUGAAAAAUACAAGUCAAUGAACCUUUUGUGUUUUGGGGUACUGGAUAAAGAUAUACAAGUUACAGGUCCUACAGAGGUAAGGACUAACUUCGCUUUAAAGACUGAAGUUCAGACUGCCUACAAAGAAGCUGUUUUGAAUCACAGCUAUGGUGAGACUGAAGAGGGCACAUCUGAAGACUGUUCAUACAAGGAAUGUCUUGAUAAACAUGUUUUUGAUCUAAAUGUUGACAUGAUGAGAUCAAUAUUGUCAACUGUUGCUGGUCCAUCAAAUUCAUUAUCAAAUAAAAGUGGAAGGCGAAAUUGGUAUCAGGACAGAAAUUGCCCUGCAUGGUGGAGACGUACUGGCAUAGCUUUCCAAUCAGUGAAUCAAAGAGAUGGUAAGAAGCUGGGUACAAAUUCUCUAAUGAAGCUGAUUGAGAGCCUUCAACAACAAUAUGGCAUUGUGCCAGGAUGUCCAAAGUGUGCAAAUAAAACUGGAUACAUUUCAGUUUUUGUGCUGUUAAAAGUAUUGAUGAUGAAAGAAGACAUAAACCAACUUCUUGCUGAAAUGGUUUUAAUGAACCAUAUUUAUAUACCACAUGGACAACAAAAGGUGUGCUGAGUCCAUUGUACAAUUUGUGGGCCUAUGUUUGCUUAUUCUCAAAAGUUGCUCAAUCAUUAAGUCAACUUGUGGAUGUUGACUCAAAAAUGACCUUGAAUUUUCAGGUUUAUUGUGCUUGAAUGAUCUUAUUUUAUAUAUUCAAAGUCUGAAAAUGUAUUUUUGAGUUAUAACC
Messenger RNA from Ruditapes philippinarum (Manila clam), 1908 nucleotides. RefSeq lists its product as uncharacterized. The record is from RefSeq and is a predicted model, not a curated record. The transcript has 6 exons. Lineage: Eukaryota; Metazoa; Mollusca; Bivalvia; Venerida; Veneridae. The coding region runs from base 1107 to 1736 and encodes 209 amino acids.